AUGACUCCACAACCAAUUGAGAUUCCCGGCAAGUUCGGAUUCGGAACCAUGUCAAUGACAUGGACAUCACAACCGCCACCAAUCCAACAAUCAAUUGAAACUUUGAAAUUUGUCACUUCUCACCCGGAAUAUGGUGUUAAAUUCAUCAACGGGGGUGAUUUUUAUGGUCCCAAUGAUGCUAAUUUGAAAUUGCUUCAACAAUUCUUAUUCGCUAAUGAUCCCAAAAUUAAUCAAGAUUUGGUAAUUUCAAUCAAAGGUGGCGUCGAUCCAGCGACUUUGAAACCAGAUGGAUCUAAAGAAUAUAUUGGCAAAUCAAUUGAGAAUGUUGCUUCUUAUUUCCCAAAGAAAGACGGCAAUGGUGGCUCUGGACCAAAAUUGAUUUUUGAAGCUGCUAGGGUUGAUCCUCAAGUGCCAUACAAAGAUACAAUCAGCUACAUUAAAGAGUACGUAGAUAAUGGAACCAUUGAUGGGAUUUCGUUAUCUGAAGUUGGAAUCAAAUCCAUUGAAACAGCAACGGCCAUAGCACCAAUCUCAUGUGUUGAAUUGGAACUUUCAUUAUUUUCUCAGGACUUGAUUGACAAUGGAAUAUUGGCGUUCCUUUCCCAAAAGCAAAUUCCAAUCAUCGCUUAUUCACCGUUAUGCAGGGGUAUCUUGACUGAUUAUUGUGUUGAACAUGCCGAUACAUUCCUUUCAGAAAUCCCCCAAGGCCAUUUUAAGCAUACAUUGGAUAAGUUCCAACCAGAAAAUUUUGCUGCCAAUUUGAUCCCCUUGAAGAAACUUUAUGAUUUCGCUCAUGAUGUGAAACAUACAAGUUUGGAAAGUUUAGCCCUCUCUUGGAUCUUGAAGAUUUCUGGUCAACAUAACUACAAGGGGAUUGACCAAGUUACAAGAAUUUUGCCCAUUCCUUCAGGGUCAUCUAUUGAGCGUGUAAAAUUGAAUUUCGGCAAUUUUGUUGAAUUGACUGAUGAUGAUUUACGCACGAUUGAUUUAAUAUUGAAAGAGAAUCCAAUUAAAGGGUUGAGAUAUAAUGCUCAAAGUGAAGGCUCAUUGUUUCAGUAG
Messenger RNA from Lodderomyces parapsilosis, 1059 nucleotides. RefSeq names its product pyridoxine 4-dehydrogenase. Bases 1 to 1059 code for a protein of 352 amino acids. Gene Ontology annotation, cellular component: cytoplasm. The transcript has a single exon. Lineage: Eukaryota; Fungi; Ascomycota; Pichiomycetes; Serinales; Debaryomycetaceae. The record is from RefSeq and is a predicted model, not a curated record.